AUGCAAGCAACAGCCAAGGUGCAGGCUGCGGAAGAAGCAGCUGCGGGGGGCGCAGGGGGAGCAGGGGGUGCAGGGGGAGCAGGGGGCGCAGGGGGAGCGGGGGGAGCGGGGGAAGGUGCAGGGGGGGGCGCAGGGGGAGGAGCGCCGGGGAAGGGGAAGGGGAAGGUGAAACCGCCUGUGGCGGCGAAGGCGAGAUUGGAGAAGAAGUUUCAGGAGAGAGAGGGGCAGUCGAGCAAGCGGCUUAGUGGCAGCAGCGGAACAGUGGGCAUAGCAGCAGGAGCGGCUUUAGCGGGAGCAGGAGCAGCAGCCGCAGCAGCAGCAGCAGCAGCAGCGGGGGCCACAGCAGGAGAUAGCACAACCAGCAGCAGCAUUCCUGCUGCUGCCAACCCCGCUCCAUCCAACCCUCUCACCUCCUCCCUCUCCAUCCGCCUCUCCACAUCAGAUCUCGACGCGCUCCCAAGGCAGGAUUUCAAGCAGUACACACUUGAAGAGCUGCAAGCGGCUAUGGACCAUUUCUGGCCGAACAACGUAUGUGGCGAGGGCAGCUACGGGGUGGUGUACAAAGGAUGGCUGGACGGGCAGGCUGUGGCGAUUAAACAGCUCAAGAACCCGGAUGCGAAAGCAGCCUUGGAUGAGAUUGAACGAGAGAUGGACGGACAGGCCGUGGCGAUUAAACAGCUCUACAACCUCGACGCUAGAGCAGCUCUUGAUGAGAUUCACGCCCUGGUCACACGCACAGUUCCAGGAGGACCACAUGCUGACUCCACCCCUCCCGACCCCUUGCCCCUCAUGCCGUAUCCCCCUCAUUCGCUCCCACAGAUGGAGAUGCAGAAGCGCAUAGACCAUCCGAACGUUGUCCACCUACUGGAACUCCUUCCCUGGAGGAACGCCAUCCCUGGAGGACCGCUAUUGUACGGAGGACAGAGCUCUCGUCUACGAGUUCCCCUCCAACGGCUCCUUGGAGGACUGCAUGCUGACUUCUCCCCAUGCACCCACCCCUUGGUGAGCCCACAGGUGGAGGUGCAGAAGCGCAUAGAUCAUCCCAACGCUGUCAGAUUGCUGGGUUACUGCACGGAGGAUCGGGCACUAGUGUACGAGUUCCUCUCCAACGGCUCUCUGGAGGAUCGCAUGCUGACUUUUCCCCAUGCACCCACCCCUUGCUUCCCUUGCUCCUCAUGCUGUAUCCCUUCCUUUCAUCCAUUCCCCACAGGUGGAGGUGCAGAAGCGCAUCGACCAUCCCAAUGCUGUCAGAUUGUUGGGAUACUGCACGGAGGGCAGAGCUCCUCGUCUACGAGUUCCUCUCCAAACGGCCCUCCCCCUGCUCGCUUCCCCUGCUGCCCUCUCUCCAACCCUUGCUCCCCAUGCCGACAGGUGGAGGUGCAGAAGCGCAUAGGUCAUCCCAAUGCAGUGCGUCUACUAGGUUACUGCACGGAGGAUCGUGCCCUCGUCUACGAGUUCCUCUCCAACGGCUCUCUGGAGGAUCGCAUGCUCUGCGUUGGUGGAACUCCCCCUCUCGUGUGGCCCGAACGCUGCCGUAUUGCCAUGGACGACCUCAUGCUCUGCGUCGGCGGCACUCCCCCUCUCAUGUGGCCCGAGCGCUGUCGCAUUGCUAUGGAGGUGAGCGGCUGA
Molecule: messenger RNA, 1629 nt
Organism: Closterium sp. Yama58-4
Lineage: Eukaryota; Viridiplantae; Streptophyta; Zygnematophyceae; Desmidiales; Closteriaceae
Source: the annotation of a GenBank genome assembly